UAGUUAGCUGGUUUGCUAAAGUAUCUGGUGAAUUAGCUACUACAUACAGAACAAAGCUUACAGCUGUGAUAUUCUGAUAUUUUAUUUCGGAAUAAAUUACUGACACAUUAAUACUUUACUCACUAAAUCGAGUCGAACAGAUUGUCUUUAUAAACAAACUGCUAACCAGCCGAGUCUGUGUGCUCGAUUGUUAACUAGUCUUCUAACCUGGAUUUAUACAGAAUAUGUCCCAGUGGAUAUGCUGUAAUUCGUGCUUUAAGUCUCCAGGACCGGAUAUCCACCUGGCUCUGACAAAUUGUGGCCAUAUUGUCUGCAACAUAUGCUUUCAGAAAGGAAAAGAAGGCGAGUGUCUGAUCUGCAAAGCAAAAUGUCAGCUGUCUCUGCUCUCAGACAAAAGCAGCUCAGAGGUCAGAGCGCUGUUCUCAGAUAUCAGCAGUACUGUAAUCAAAUACUUCUCAGAGAUAAGCAAGGUGUUGCAGUUCCAGGCAAGACACCAGAAAAGGUUACUAGCCCAUUAUCAACAGAAGAGUGAAAAAAUGAAGGAGGCUUUAAUCAAAAUGCAGCAAGAAAUGAAACAAAUGUCAACAAAAAUGACAGAGCAGAAAGCCUACAUAUCAAAGUUAGAAUUAGCUCUUCAGCAGCAAGGCUCCAGAGUGGGAUUACAGUCAGUCAGGGAUUUACGUGCAUCCAAUUGUUUCAAAUCAGGUUACUCGACGUCUCCAACUUCAUCUGCACCCAUAGUGACAAAAAUCCCCUAUUCCUCUCCAGUGUGUCUGUCUCGCCAUCCAUCCAGCACAAGCCUAACUGAAAACAUGGACAUUGACAGCAGGGCUUUUUCCAGUAAACCCUCAAUGUCUGGAAGCGUUUCCAGACUUUGUCUCAUCAGCCCACCACAAGAUGGUCGGAUAGGUACCAUUCCCCACAGAACAGCAAGUCAGAGCACUAUGGGUAGCCACGCAAUACAAAGUGCAAAAGUCAGUAGAGUACUUUCCGGUAGCCUGAAGGAACCCAUGUUGACGUCCUCCAAUAACAUGCUGUAUUGCAGAGAAAAACCGUGGGAAACACCAGUAUUCAGAAUGCCCCCAACUUACAAAUACCCCUCCAUGUCCUCUCUGGGACCUCCGCCCUGACAUGUUAUAGCAACGAUCUUAAAAUAUCACCAGUGGCUAAAGAACAAGGGAGCUAUUCUUGUACAGCUUUACUAUGAUGAUACCCUGGAAACACAACAAAUUAAUUUGAAGAAUUGAAGAACUUUUUGUCUUCCAGCAUCUGCAAGAGGACAAAAAUAUACAUUUUCAUGCCUACGUAUAACAACUGUAGCAAUUUGUAGCUUCCCCUGUAAAACACAAUAUUAACUAGGGCUUCAGGGCUUCAGGGUAUGAUAUAAUAGCCUUUAAGCGUUAUGCUCUUCUUCCCUUAAAUGUCUGUGUUUUCUGUAAUCAAUCACAGAUGUGGCAUGAGUGGGCUGUGAAUGAGGAUUUUAAUAUGCUGUAGAAUGAUUCAUUGCAUGUCACCUGCACCUGUGAAUCUGCCCAGAGAGAGUGUUUUAUUCUCCAGACACAUAAAUACCAUCACUGAAUUGUUUGAACCUGGUUGUGCAUUGAUGACUUGGUAUAUUAAAAUGAUUGCUUUGA
Messenger RNA from Tachysurus vachellii, 1634 nucleotides. RefSeq names its product probable E3 SUMO-protein ligase RNF212. The record is from RefSeq and is a predicted model, not a curated record. The transcript is spliced from 13 exons. Gene Ontology annotation, molecular function: SUMO transferase activity. Gene Ontology annotation, biological process: protein sumoylation; reciprocal meiotic recombination; homologous chromosome pairing at meiosis. Gene Ontology annotation, cellular component: synaptonemal complex. Lineage: Eukaryota; Metazoa; Chordata; Actinopteri; Siluriformes; Bagridae. The coding region runs from base 225 to 1130 and encodes 301 amino acids.